UAUCCGGAGUUCUUUAUCAUUGUGCUCCAGUUUGAAAUACACCCUGGUUUGAGCGAAUAAGACAGAGCUGCAUUAUAGGAAACAAAUACGGGAGAGCGAUGUGCCCUUAAAUUAAACGGAACACGUUCUUCACAACUGAGGAAAGAAGAUUUUAAAUAGUUGUGAUUUCACUGAAGAAGUAUCUGGUUAAUACAAUACCCGUGGAGAGAAGCAAGAACCAUUCAAAUCUUUAAAAACAAACAAACAAAACAAAACAAAAAAACAAAACAAUAUAAAGUGAAAAUGGUUUCCGCGGGUUUGGAGAUCAUGGGUUUAGCGCUGUGCGUUAUCGGCUCGUUACUUGUGAUGGUGACAUGCGGUCUGCCCAUGUGGAAAGUGUCAGCAUUCAUCGAAAGCAACAUCGUCACCGCUCAAACCAGCUGGGAAGGACUGUGGAUGUCCUGCGUGGUACAGAGCACGGGCCAAAUGCAAUGUAAGGUGUACGACUCGGUGCUCGCGCUCACCACUGACCUACAGACUGCGCGAGCACUCAGCAUCAUCUCCUCCGUACUGGGCGUAUUGGGCUUGAUGGUCACGAUUGCCGGUGCGCAGUGCACAAACUGCAUCAAAGCAGAAACAGUGAAAGCUAGAGUGGUGAACGCCGGUGGGGUGAUCUACAUCAUAAGCGGAGUGUUCGCCCUGGUCCCUUUGUGCUGGAUGGCUAACAACAUCAUCUCGGACUUCUACAAUCCUAAUGUCCCAACGUCGAAGAAGCGAGAGAUUGGGGCCGCGCUCUACAUUGGAUGGGCGGCCACCGGACUGCUACUGCUUGGCGGUGCGAUGCUGUGCUGCUCCUGCCCCGCGUCUGAAAACUCCUCUUAUUCAGUCAAAUAUGCGCCAACGAAAAGAGCCACGCCGAAUGGAGACUAUGAUAAAAGGAAUUAUGUUUAGCUUUCACUCCGGCACCUGUUUAAUUAGUGGCUAUCCGUUUCAUCUUUUGACAUAAAAUGAUCUUCAACGUUUUGCACCUGAAAUUUGAACUGUUUGAACUGAAAAUUAUGUAAAGUUUUACAGUUCAGCCAACUCGCAUUAUAAUAUACAAAAUUACGGAGACCGUUGUAACCCGCUUAUAGUAGACACGUUUUGGAGAUUAUCCAACUAUAUGUCGAGCAUAUCCAUACAGUAGUGAUAUGACAGAAACACAGAUGUUUGUAUUUUAGGUACCUGCAUUUCUAGUGCAGAGCUCGUGUCAUAAAUGUUACAUAGAAACUUUUGUUGGAUUUUAGCUUUAGCGUUUUGAAUUGUUCACCUUUGUACAGACUAUUCGAGAUGUUUCUUUUCAGAAGGGGAAGGGGUCAACGCUGAAAGAACAUAUAUCCGCUUCAUUUUAUAUGCAUUUGUGAAUACAGCCACGACGUGAAUAGCCUACGCUGUACAGCUUCUCGCAGCAAAUAGAUAUCUUAUAUUUCACAUGGAUUUUCUGAGAUAAAAUAUAAUGUCCGUAAUGGCUGGAGCCCACAGGGAUCUAUUUUUGCCUGAAUUUGUGUGUUCAGGAUUUCCCUCCAAAGGUUUUAAUGAAUAUCCAAUAGGGUCGCGAUCAAGACAGCGACAUUAAUUUGCAAUUCAGUAUAAACCUCAGGUAUGUUUAAAAUAACGGGGAAUACAUAAGUAUAUUUUUCUUUUCUUUUACCAGAAGAUGGCAAACAAUGUUGUUAAGUAUUAUUGUAGGAAAAAAAUACACAAGCAUAUAACCUAGGUUACUUGCGUUGUUUAAAUUGGGAAUACAAUGCCGAAUGUGUAAAAAAAAAAAAAAACUCAACUGUGUUGUCUGUAGUUCAGGCCUUUCCAGCAAACUGCAUUCUGUUUCUCUUCCGGAAACAUUUAUUUUUGUAUCUGACGAAAGUUAUGCUGUACUUCGGACUCAUUUGGUUGUGGUGUUAUUAUUUUUUAGAAAUAAACAUACAUUGUAAUUA
Molecule: messenger RNA, 1952 nt
Organism: Anguilla rostrata (American eel)
Lineage: Eukaryota; Metazoa; Chordata; Actinopteri; Anguilliformes; Anguillidae
Gene: cldn5a
Product: claudin 5a
Exons: 1
Coding region: 283-930 (215 amino acids)
Biological process (GO): cell adhesion; bicellular tight junction assembly
Cellular component (GO): bicellular tight junction; plasma membrane
Molecular function (GO): structural molecule activity
Source: RefSeq, a predicted model, not a curated record